AUGUUCAAGCCCCUGAAAUCGGAUCCGCCCCUUAUCGACAAAGGCGACCCAGAGCGUCUCUCACCAGCCGCACUUCGCCUCGCAGAGGACCAACCUGAUGAGUUCGUUCUAUACCUUCGUCGCAUCUGGGACACAAACAGACGGCAAGUCCUCGAUUCGGCCAUGUUGUUGCAUCAACUGAGGCAGGUCAAGGUCUCUUGUCACGACCAAUGUCUUCAUCCCCUUUCUGAGGCAUGGGUUCCUACAGAAAAUCUCAUCAGUAUUUGGUCAUUACUCCUUUUGCCUGAGGAACGCUUCCGUUUCCUUAUACUUAAAGACCAGAAACUGAAACACGUGGAUCGUUCCUCAUGGAACUUCCUCAGGGAGAUCGGUUGCCAAUACGAAGCCGGCGACCAGUUCCUCAUUGAUCUUCUGCUUACUAUCAAAAAAACAUGGCCAACAAAUGUCAAAGAUCCGGGACAUGUCCUUGGGAUCUACGCCUACUUCCUUCGUCGUCUGAAACGUACGCAGCCAUACCCGGAUGGCACCUAUUACAAACUUCUAUCCGACGACAAACUUUGGGACAAUUUCAAUGCUUGCGAACUUCUCCUCUAUAAGGGCGAAUGGAUGAAACCCAGUUCAUGCUUUCUCCGUGCGCCAGAUUAUGUGCGUUCGAAGAGAGUCCUCACGCCAGCAGCUGGAACUGACGCAACCUCCCUUGAACCACUGGCGAUACGUCAUUUCUAUCAACUGGUUCUUUGUAUUCCGAACUUUCCUGACACCUGGGCUGCCAUCAUCGAUAAGCUGAGAGGUCUCCAGCGUUCCACUGGUCAAACAUCCAUUCAACAAGUGACUGAACUUUAUCGUGCGCUGAAUGAGCUUCAGUUAUCGGAACCAGACAGAGUCACCAUACGGAAACUAUUCCUGCAGCACAGCUUGAUCGCCAUCGAGCAGGGUAGCGUCAUCGCGUGGCAAACUCAUCUCACAUGUAUUUGGUCGCCGCUCAACAAAAUUAGGAACUUGGCCGAGUUGAGUAGAUCAUAUCCAUAUCUGAAGGACUUCUUCGUGAGCCUUCUCAAGGUUGAAGAGGCUACAGAGAAGACCGUCUUGUCACGCAUGUCUUACUGGACACCAGAAUUCGAGAUUCGAGACCUUUUUAGCCUUCUCAAUGGCCUCAUUGCAACGUCCAACAUAUCGAUAAAACCUGACAAGCUCUUGACCCAGCGAAUCUUUCUUGGAAAAUGGAACGGCGAAAAAUACCGCUUUGUUGGUUCCACGGAAGAGUUCUUUAUUCCCGAUGAUGAGGAGUUUGCGACCACCUUCAAGGACAAUCUCCCUCUACUUGAUGUUACUGCGGAAGAGAUCGCGCUUCUAGAUCCACUGUUCACAUGGCUGGGUUUCAAGGAUCGCUACUUGUCAAAGCAUGUCUACCGCAGCGCAGAGGGCGGAAGGCAUUCUUCGGCAAGUUUCAUAACUCCUGAAUUACUGGACAGGGCUAAUAUGUCAGCCAGAAUCGCCCUACAUUGUGGUAGCCCCCGAACAACAACAGAUGUGGACAGGGGGACACUCCUGAAUAUCUUGAAGAAGGGCGAAAUGCUUGCGGUCGAAGGCAUGCAGUCUGAAAAGGUGAUGCUUACUCGUCAAAAGGGUUCCAACACCCAUCCUAAGCUCUCUAUUGCCCUGGAUGAAGCAGGAAAUGCCCUGGAUAGACUCGUCUUACACAUCUCAUCUGACAAGGAAGAACGAGAUCUAGCACUCUUUACAUCGCUCCCACGCUGCUUGAUGAACUGGCUCAUGGCAGAUCCGAAAACUCAAACAUGGGGAACGGCAACUUUGCUGGGUGUGAGUCUCUUGAAGAGUGUACUGACUGCUCCACCAAACGUCAUUGAUGCCAUACUCACACGCGAGGGAGUUGGACGUGUUCGAGUCAUUGAGGCCAAUCUGACGACGAUGCGUCAAGAGGUUGCGCCUCAGAACCCAACAUCAAACGGGCCUGCUGAUCAGCCAUCCCAGUCUAGGUAUGACUGCAAUCCGUACUCAAACGUACUCUUUGAGUUUGAAGCUCACAUGAACAGAUCCGAGGACGCACCACCGGCCAACACUCCCGCAAAGACAUCGGACAAAGCGCUUGCAAAGCAGCUGGUAACACCGGUCAGAUCCAGCCAACAACCGGAAUCGGUGGCUGGCCCCAGCAGCGCAAGAUUGUCACAAGAGACGACACCCCAAACAGACCAGCCUCAGUCAUCCUCAGGGAGACACGCCGAAUCCUCGUCCAGUGACAUAAAGACGCUGUCGAAGGACGAGCCAGUUCCCAGCGGGAAUGAGGAAGUAUAUAAACCCCGAUACGCGUCUAUAAGCCAGAGGCCCAAACUCAAACCCAGAUUACGAAAAUGGCCUGGCUCACCAUCUUCCAGCCCACCAACGUCUUCCCCCUUGAGUCAAAUCCCAGAUGAUGUAAUUCGUGGAAUAGAGAGACUGAGGAUUGCAGACCCAUCUGAAGUGACUCUUCAGUCACCGAAACUUAUUCCGGUGGCGUAG
Molecule: messenger RNA, 2517 nt
Organism: Fusarium fujikuroi IMI 58289
Lineage: Eukaryota; Fungi; Ascomycota; Sordariomycetes; Hypocreales; Nectriaceae
Exons: 5
Coding region: 1-2517 (838 amino acids)
Source: RefSeq, a predicted model, not a curated record